AGCCUUCCCUCAACGACCCCGGAGUUUCUUUCCUACAUGCUCUUCCCUUCGCUGACGUCUCACACCCAGUCUGGUUGGUUCUUACUUAAAAGCUUCAACUACACUGGGAAAGUCUCCAUUACUCCGAGAUUAGGCUUCUCUGACACGAGGAGAGCUAAGGGGUAGGAACAAAGCCACAGGAACCUACUUUCCUGCGCAGCCGCUGUCUGCUGGAUGGGAAGGACCGUGAUCCUUCGCAGAAGAGGCGUGGCCAGACAGCGGAAGUAGCUGGUACCCGGAAGUACUUUCCCCGUGCUUUAGCAGGCGUGGAAAGCUUGGAGUAUGGCUUUGGAAGGGGAGAACAAGCGGAAGAAAAAGAGAACUGUGGAGCACAGGGAGGACCCGGGUGCCGGCGGGGAAGUGGCCGGAGACUACCUGAUUGGACAGGUAGCCAAGAGUUUACUUGGCGGGCGGCGCCCUCCCAGUGGUAGCUCGGGGCGGCUGGCCUCCCUCUUCAGUGCUGCCGCGCCACAAGUUCGACCGGUCUACGUGCCUGUGUCUCAGGAAACUUCUAGAAAAAGGAAAUGUGAUAACGAGGAAGAAAGUACAUCACUGAAUCAAAAGCCAUUUUUGCAAGAGCGUGCAAAAAAAGUGAAGAAGGAACUUUCUGAUGCAGACAAGAAGUUGGCAAGCAGGGAAAGUGCUUUAGCAAGUGCAGAUUUAGAAGAAGAAAUUCUCCAAAAACAAGGACAGAAAGGGAAAAAGUCUCAUUCUAGUGGUAAAGUAGCAGAUAGAAAAGUACUUGAUGAUAAAGAUCACAACUUUGAUGCAAAUCAAAGAAAGAAAAUCCCAGUCAACAAAGAAGAAGAGAGAUUAAAGAAUGAGAGGACUGUGUUUGUUGGGAAUUUGCCUGUCACGUGUAAUAAGAAGAAGCUGAAGUCAUUUUUUAAAGAGUAUGGACAAAUAGAAUCUGUACGAUUUCGUUCUCUGAUUCCAGCAGAGGGAACUGUAUCCAAAAAGUUGGCAGCAAUCAAACGUAAAAUUCAUCCUGAUCAGAAAAACAUUAAUGCUUACAUUGUGUUUAAGGAUGAGAGUGCUGCUACAAAAGCACUGAAAAGAAAUGGGGCCCAGAUUGCAGAUGGAUUUCGUAUUCGGGUUGAUCUUGCAUCUGAGACCUCAUCUAGAGACAAGAGAUCAGUGUUCGUUGGGAAUCUCCCUUACAAAGUUGAAGAAACUACUGUGGAAGAACACUUUCUGGACUGUGGCAGAAUUUUGGCAGUGAGGAUUGUGAGAGACCCAGUUACAGGAGUUGGCAAAGGGUUUGGCUAUGUGCUCUUUGAGAAUACAGAUGCUGUUCAUCUUGCUCUGAAAUUAAAUAAUUCUGAACUAAUGGGAAGAAAACUAAGAGUCAUGCGCUCUAUUAAUAAAGAAAAAUUAAAACAACAAAGUUCACAUACAGGAUUAAAGAACGUCAGUAAAUCUAAACAGAGACUUAAUUUUGCUUCCAAAGAUGUAGGACAAUACAAAAAUGUAUUUAUUGGAGAAAAAGCUAUUCUUGUUAAGAAGAAGAAGAAAGGACAGAAAAAGAUUGGGCGAACUAAGAAUGUGAAAAAACAGAAGUAACCAUCAGAAGCUGCUUGCUUUUUUCUCCAUGAAGUCUGGCAAUCUAACGUCUCAGUGUUCCGGUGAUGCUGUGGUACUCCAGGUCAAGAUUACACCAGCUGAAGACAUCCUGGGGAAAGACAAAAUCUUCAUCUGCAUUGUCCUCAUUGUUCUUGGAUUUUCACUGCUGCUCCCUGCUGGCCACUUGUUAGAUUUGUUACUCUCUGCCCUCUGAGCCAUCUGUUAGAUUUGUUUCUCCUGAUUCACCCAGUAAAGUUGUGGCAAUUGGGGGGCUUUUGUCUUUGUUGCCCGGAGCAGCAUUGAUGAGGCCCAGUACCCACCUUCUCUUAAGAUUCAUUUUUCUAAUAAAUUAAUUUGCCUUGUGCUGUUGUGGCUUGCAGGAGUCUAGGACUUACUGCAGAUGUUCUAGUGAUAUCCCUUUUCUCUUUUCCUUGCAAUGACUGAUAGCUGUGAAAAUCCUGUCUUUUGGGAAUAAUAGUGCAUGGAAAACCUAAAGUCGAGAUUUCAGUUUUAUAGUAACACAUGUGAAGUUUUAAUGUCUGUUCUUAACAGUUUAUAUCUAGAUGUCUCUCCCAAAGCUUCAUGCACUUACAGGUGGUGCUCUUGGGAUGUGAUUGGAUCAUGGGGCAUAAUACUCAUCAGUGAAUUAGUCCACUGAUGAGUUUACCCAAAUGUGAUGUUGGGAAAUAAAGCCAGGUCAGGAGAUGGGUACUGGGGCUGUGGCCUGAAGUUUGUAUCUCCCUUUCUUCCUUUUGUGAUCUCUGCUUCCUGCUGCCUUGGUAUGAGCAACUGUCCACUGCCAUGGCUUGCUGCUGUGCAGCCCUGCCUUGUAGCCAACCAACUAUGGACUGAAAACUCUACGAACUAUAGCCAGAAUUGUAGCCAAUAUAAACUUUCUGUCUCUCAUGUUGUAGGUAUUGAGUAUUGUCUCAACAAUAAGUAAGAUGUGUGCAAACAGACAUGUACAAUCUUGUCUUUAUAGCCUACAAAAUUUGCAUCUUUAUGUAAAUUUAAAUGGGAAUAUAUGCAAAAAUACUCAAGUAUGAUUAGGUGAUAAAUAUUUGUUCUAAACAUCAUAAGGGAUACAAAGCAUAAAAUAUCCAUUCUCUGGUUACAGGAAAACGUAGCUGUCUCUGCCCUCUACAGACGUAUAUCUUAAAGACCCAUUACGUUUACGUAAGGAUGGAACAUUUGUAAACUGUAUAGAUUGUCCCUGCAUAUGUAGCUGUGUGCACAGAUUUGUGACUCUCCUGUGACUGGACAGCUUCACAUUUGUUACUGUAUAAUUGAAAUUUCCAUUUCUCUCUAAGAGUAUGCAUAUUACUCUCUAAAAUAUGUUUGACAGUAGGACAAAAUGUGUUUAGAAAAAUUUCCAGAGAUACUCUGGUAAUGCUUUGUUACCUGGACUAAAAUACCAGUAUAUCUGAUUAAAUAUCUCUAGUCCCAAGAAGAUAUUGGCAUGGUCAUCAGUGGCUACAAUUUGAUUUUUAUUGAUUGUAAUAGAGAUUAUCAGUGGCCUUGAUUAAUUGCAACCAUAUUCUUGUUUUUCUCGUGAAACCUUUCCCUGACUGCCCUAUGAACAUGUUUUCUGCUAAUGUUCUUGGGCAUAAAGUAUAAGGUUAAAUAAUUCUUAGAAUGAAAAGACAUAGGAAUGCUUCACAUCACCUACCCAAGUAUUUUCUCAC
Molecule: messenger RNA, 3287 nt
Organism: Fukomys damarensis (Damara mole-rat)
Lineage: Eukaryota; Metazoa; Chordata; Mammalia; Rodentia; Bathyergidae
Gene: Rbm34
Product: RNA binding motif protein 34
Exons: 12
Coding region: 322-1602 (426 amino acids)
Molecular function (GO): RNA binding
Source: RefSeq, a predicted model, not a curated record